AUGGACAGCAAGCGCUGCUUCCCCAACCGCUUCGACGACUACAAGGGCAGCCUGCUGGGCGGGCAGUGCAAGGAGACGGCGAUGUCCUUGGUGACGGCCACGGUCGACCGCAUCCUCCAGGAGGUGCCUCCGCUGAGCGGCGGCGAGGCGGCGAGCGGCCCGGGCGGCUGCCAGGGCGGGCUGUACAGCGGCGUGGCCGGCGUGGCCUACAUGCUGUACCACGUCGCCCGCUGCCCGCUCUUCGCCCCGGCGCGGGACUCCUACCUGCGGGCGGCCAAGCGGCUGGUCGACGCCUGCGUGCGCCACGAGGAGGACUGGGCCGACGGCGACGCCGACACCCGCCCUGCCUUCCUGCUCGGCGGCGCCGGCGUCUAUGCCGUGGCCACGCUGGUCUACCAGGCUCUCGGCCUGCCGGACGGGGCUCGGGCGCUGGGCAAGUUCCGCGACCUUGCAAAGAAUUUCACCAUUGAGACAGAGAGAGAUGCCAUUCUGUGUCCGUGGAUGAUAAUAGCCAUAGUGGUUUUCAGUCGCACAUCAGAAGUUCAGAUUCUGAGUGAUGCUGGUCUUUUUCUUAGUAUUGAGAGAAAAAAGGAAAUCCAGCAAGACAGACAAAAAGCACUGGACUUUGAACUCUGGAGGCAAAAUUCCAGGAAAAGAAUUUUGUUGAACCGUGUACAGGAGAUUCUGGAAAAUGUGCAGGUGUUGACUCCAGCACAGAUCAAAUCAAUUUGUCAGGCAAUUUUAGAAUCUGGCAAACAGUAUGCACUGCGGAAGAGGAAACCAGUUCCACUCAUGUACUCUUACUAUGGAACAGAGUAUCUUGGGGCUGCUCAUGGACUUUCAUCCAUCCUACAGAUGCUGCUCUCUUAUUAUGAAUAUCUCCAACCUGCUGAUCAAGAACUAGUGUGGCAGAGUGUUGAUUUCCUUAUGGAUCAAGAACAGAAUUCCAACUGGGCUCCAGAACUAGGAGAGACAAUUGAACGAGAAAAUGAGCUUGUUCACUGGUGUCAUGGAGCUCCAGGAAUUGCAUACAUGUUUGCAAAGGCGUACUUAGUGUCCAAGAAGCCCCAAUAUCUAGACAGUUGUAUCCGGUGCGGAGAAUUGACAUGGCAGAAGGGAUUACUGAAGAAAGGGCCUGGAAUAUGUCACGGGGUGGCUGGCAGUGCUUAUGUGUUCCUGCUCCUGUACAGGCUAACCGGAAACUCUAAAUACAUCUACAGAGCACAGAGAGAUACGGUUGUGUUCCACAUGGGCAUGGGAUUUUGUGGUUUCUCCAUUGCUGGUACAGCUGCAGAUAAAGCACAGCAGCGACAAGGCUUCCGCAUUGCAAGUUUCCUCACAGUUUCUUUGCCCAGUCCCCCAGGAGUGCUUUUUACCCUGGGUUUGUGGACUUUCCUACGGGAGUGGAGGCACACUUUUGCUUCCGAUGAGCAUCGCGUGGACUAUGUGGGGUCUCAGCUGUGGGAUCGCACAGCAGAUUGGUUUGUGGGGCCGUUUAACGUCAGAGGCCCCAAGCUCCGAGUUGUGGAUGUUUUUAUGCAAGCCCUGCACCGGCAGUAUAAAGACCCGCUGGAGCUGAAGAGGGCAAGCACCUGCCUCCGUGGAUUGCGGCAAGGGGCCAACUUGGUCUGA
This is a messenger RNA of Gekko japonicus, 1632 nucleotides long. RefSeq names its product LanC like 3 (gene LANCL3). The coding region runs from base 1 to 1632 and encodes 543 amino acids. Gene Ontology annotation, biological process: carbohydrate metabolic process; peptide modification. Gene Ontology annotation, cellular component: plasma membrane. The record is from RefSeq and is a predicted model, not a curated record. NCBI's taxonomy places the organism in Eukaryota, Metazoa, Chordata, Lepidosauria, Squamata, Gekkonidae. The transcript has 8 exons.